Messenger RNA from Phacochoerus africanus (Common warthog), 2581 nucleotides. RefSeq names its product family with sequence similarity 185 member A (gene FAM185A). Bases 239 to 1477 code for a protein of 412 amino acids. The record is from RefSeq and is a predicted model, not a curated record. NCBI's taxonomy places the organism in Eukaryota, Metazoa, Chordata, Mammalia, Artiodactyla, Suidae. The transcript has 9 exons.
AGUAGGCGAGGAAUCCCCGGUCACUGUGAUACUUAGAACUUUCAAAUUCCAAUUUGCCGCCAAGGUGUGUGCAGCUGAGGUUUAAGCUGCUGAGGGAAGUGGGCGGCCUUGCCCUUGCGUCAGCAGACCCUCUUUAAGGUCUACGUUCUGACUUGAGCCGGCACAGUGGCCGGGUACACUGGCUGCGGAGAGACUGGCCUGUGACAGGUGAUCCUGGGGAGCGUGAGUGGGGCGCGCCAUGUUCGCCCUCCGCUGGGGAUGGGGGCUGGGCUGCCUCCGGCUCUGUCAGCUGCGAGCAUGGGCCCCUGAGGCCUCAGUGCCCUGGGCGUGUGGGGCUUGUCAAGCCCGGAUGUACGGCUCAGGUGGGUCCAAGCCCGAGGUCUCUCCGUCUGGCCCCGCGCGCCCGAGUCUGAAAGAGUGGGAGCUGCUGGUGAGCCCCUUCGGUCGGCUGCGGGCACGGCUUCCAUGCCACCUGGCCGUGAAGCCCCUGGACCCCAUCGCCCACCCGGACAGCAACCGCGUGCUGGUGGCGGUGAGUGGAGUGGAGGGCGCGGCGCAGGCCGUGGCCGGCCUGCAGGUGACAUACGACGAGGCGCAGAAGGAGGUGAUCAUCGUGUCCGACGUCAUCGAUCCCCAGGCGUCCGUGGAAGUGAGCGCGCCCCUGAUGUUUGAUUUGAAUAUCAAGUCAUCAGGUUCUGGCUGUGUAAAAGUCCAAAAUAUUGAAUGUGAUAAUUGCAGAAUCGAAACUGAGCAGGGGACCAGCAUUUUACAGUCUGUUAAGAGUCAAAAAUUGCAUAUUGAAUCAAAAGGAGGCAAAGUUAUCUGCCUGGGAACAAUUUAUGGAAAUAUAGAUAUUCAUGCAUCAGAUAAAAGUACUGUGACAGUAAAUAAACUACAGGGAAAUUCUGUUAAUAUAUCUACUGAGGAUGGUUUGCUGAAAGCCAAGUAUCUUUACACAGAAUCGUCCUUUCUGUCUUCUGCUGCUGGGGAUAUUUCAUUAGGAAGUGUUCAUGGGAAUAUAACGUUACAAAGCAAGCUGGGUAAUAUCACAGUAGAUCAAUCUCUGUCCAUUCAGAGAAAAUCACCUGAGCUCAGUGUUAAGAAAUAUCUUAUAAUUGACUACAGUUAUAGAGAUUCGUCUUCUGGAUGUCUAAAUGCCUCAACUCAUCAGGGUGCCAUUGAUGUUUAUGUCAGCCACCUGGGGAAAGUGGAUUUGAAAUCCCAUAAAGGCUCUAUUCUUGUCAAGGUUGCAUCUUCUCUUCAAGCUUAUUUACAGUUAUCAGGGAAAAAGAUUGAUGUGAACUCAGAAGUCCAUGUUGAAGAAAUGAAUGAAGCUCAUAAAGAUGAUGGUGUAGUAAUUACUGGACUCUUGAAUCAAGCAAGCAAAAAUGAAAAAUGGAUUAAGGCUGAUGCCCCACAAGGCACUAUAAGUUUCAGAAGUCAGAGCUGGUUUCAGUCCCUAAAACUGCUGGACUGAGAAUGGUUUGAGUUAUGUUUAUAAUUUUUAACAAUGAUUAGUAGAUCUAUGGCUACAAACAUGUAAAUAUCACUGUUCAUGUAAAUGUUAAAAAUAACAAAUUGGAAUGUCUUGGGGGAGCUUUGUCAAAAUUUGUACUUAAUUAUUAUUUUUUUUUCUGUAACAAAUUACUAUAAACAUGUUGACUUAAAUCAAUACCCGUUUGCUCCAGAAUCUCCUGGAUUCUGACUCCACACAGCAGGAAUCCAGUACCAGCCCCAAGGCCCCCUGGGAUUCUGCAGUCAUCCACCACAUGACUUGGUUCCACCAACCAGGGGCCAGUCAAGCCUGUGAGACCACCCACAUAAUCACCCUGCCAAAACAAGAAGACUCAUGUAGACCUCAGAGGGGGAACCCCUAGAGUACAUAAUGUAGUGACAAGAGUUGAAUGCACUUCUGGAACAAAAAGCUCACUUCUUUAAGGUUGGGAAACAUAACCAACCUUCCAGAUACCUAAAAAUAAGAACAGCUGCUUAGGCAAAAAAAGACAUCAGAAGAGCAUGUUCCAAACAAAGGAACAAGGUGAAAACCUGGAAGAACUAAAUGAAAUGGAGAUAGGCAAUCUAACUAAUAAAGAGUUCAAGGUAGCGAUUGUAAAGAUGAUCAAAGAACUUAAGAGAAGAAUGAGUGCACAGUGUGAAAAGCUAGUUUUUAACAAAGAGUUAGAAAAUAUAAAGAGCAACCAAACAGAGGUGAAGAAUAUAAUAACUGAAGUAAAUAGAAGGAAUAAACAAAGGACUAAAUAAAACAGAGGAAUGGAUCAAUGAGCUAGGAGACAGAGUAGUAGAAAUCACUGUUCUCAAAGGUAAAAAGGAAUGAAGAGAAAUGAAGAAAGUUUAAGAGACCUCUGGAGCAACAUCAAGUUCACUAACAUUUGCAUUAUAGGGCUUGCAGAAGGAGAAGAGAGAGAUAAAGGGACUAAGAACAUAAUUGAAAACAAAAAUAGCUGAAAACUUCCUUAAUCUAGGAAGGGAAACAGACAUCCAAGUCCAGGCAGUGCAGUCCUAUACAGAAUUAACCUAAAGAGGAAGACGCCAAGACUCAUUGUAUUUAAAAGGACAAAAA